UCCUCCUCAAACACAAGAUCAUGCCGCCAGUAUCAUUCGACAAAAUUAGCCUGAAAGAUAAAAGCAUUUUCCGAGGAUCCGCCUAUCACGCAAUUGUUCAUGCCCAUGUAUCAGUGAUGAUGAUUGCCUGGAUGUUUCUCACUGGUGUGGUCACUGUGGUCUCCAGACACUACAGGGAUUGGCUGCCCAAGAAAAAACUCUUCAGCACCAAAGUUUGGUUUCAGGUUCAUAGAGCUCUAGCAAUUCUAGUGGCUUUGCUCACAUAUGUAGGAUUUAUUAUCAUGUUUGCACUAUAUGGUGCUGAAAUCAGAGAAGGAGCAGGUGUCCACGCUUACAUCGGCCUGGUAAUUGUCGGCCUAGUGUCCGUACAACUCAUUGCUGGGAUGUUGCGGCCAAAUCCUGAUAACAAAUGGAGAGUUUACUUCAACUGGGGCCAUCGUAUUUUGGGCCAGUUGUGUCAUGUAUUGUUUAAAAGUUGCAUUAACUCUGAUUCCAGCGUGACAAUGUUUCUGGGAUUUGGGAUGGAGCACAACCUAGAGGAAAUGAAAUCUUUUGGCUUUACUGUCCUGGGUAUUUGGUUAGCAGGACAAAUUGUCUGGCAUGUGGCUUAUGAGAUCUUGAGCUGGAGAGUUAAAGCUGCAAAAGAUGAUACAUCAUCAGAGGAUGACAAGGAUAAAGCCAACAAAACAUCCAACAUCCUGACAAUCUUGAUGGUUGCCUACAUCAUAUUUCUUGCUACACUGACUAUAGCAGGGAUGGUCGCCUUCCUCAUCUACUAACUAAAGUACAAGAACUUGAACACGUUUUCAUUGUCUUAUAAUUUUCUUAUUUACUAACAUUCUACAAUCAACACAGCUCAAUGUUGAUUAACAACAAAGACAUGAAACUUUAAAGAUAAUUCUAUGAUAUUUAACAUCUAGAUAUAAAAUUCUUUAUAAUUGAUUAGAUAAGAAGUAUUUGUUGAAUCUUUUAAAACAUUUUUAUUAAUAUAUUGUCAACUUAUGCGUGUUAAUAAUUACAACUUAUGCAUAAUGGAAAAAUUCCAUACAGUGUUUUGUGUUGAAAAGCUUUAUAAUUCAACAAUAAGAAGGAUUUGGCUAAUUGACAUCCCCUGUCAAUUUUACUAGAAAGAUAGAUAGCGCAGAUUUUCAAGGGAUGCAAUCAAUUUUAUGCUCACGAUAUAUUCAUGUUUCGUUUGUGUCCCUUUACUGCAGGUAUUAAAAUUAUCUAAUAAUCUAAAGUAACUCCUAUAUGUUUAAAACUUAGGUACAUAACAAUAUUUAUUUUUAUCCCUGACAGUAUUCUAAUGAACACUUUAUUACUUGUUUUAAAUCUUAUAUUAUUUCUCUCUAUUUAUAUUUACAUUUUUUUUUCAAUCAUUUGUAAAGUUAAGACACGAUAUUUACAUAGUUGUUUUUGUGAAUAUUAAAAAAAAUCUAUUUAUAACAUGAAUAAAGCAAGCAGAAACUAAAUCCCUACCACACCCUAAAAUGAGAGCUCAGG
Molecule: messenger RNA, 1503 nt
Organism: Physella acuta
Lineage: Eukaryota; Metazoa; Mollusca; Gastropoda; Physidae
Product: putative ferric-chelate reductase 1
Source: RefSeq, a predicted model, not a curated record